Molecule: messenger RNA, 1119 nt
Organism: Peronospora farinosa
Lineage: Eukaryota; Oomycota; Peronosporomycetes; Peronosporales; Peronosporaceae
Source: the annotation of a GenBank genome assembly
AUGCAAUCAUCUUUGUGGUUUCUCGUUGUAUUUGUGGCAUUUACUGGUACACAAAGUAGUGAUGCAGCCAAAUCGGUCUUUGCAGCUAGCACGUCACAAUGUUCAUCCGUAGCCACUUGUUAUGCAGGAGGCGCAUCUUCAACACCAUGUACAAUCUCCGAUGGUGGUUGUCCUCCAUGUGUCACAUUUUCAGAUGACGGGUGUUACGUCAAAGUGAAUGGGGCGUGUCCAUUUGGUAGCGACUGCACAUCCGUUUGGGCCGGAGCUCCUACGCCCACUUCUGAUAACAGUAUUACGCCAUCCACUCCCACCACUAACUCUGAUGAUUCUACGACGAGCACCAGUACGACGACACCAAGCAUUAGUACGACGACACCCAGCAUUACACCCUCAUUACCGUCAACUCCAGCAGAAUUGUCUCCUACGGCGUCGUUAAACACGAAGGACACAGCCGACAUGACCCCUAGUUCCACAUCGCCCAGCACUUCAAACAGCGGCGACUUAGCAGUUGAAAAACCGAGCACUAGCCGCUCAGACAUGAGCGUUGUGUUUGCCAUUAUCGGUGCUGCAAUCGGUGUUAUUGCUGUCGCUGUGAUCUUUCUGACGCUCGUGCGACGAUCCAAUGCUGCGCAUGACGAGGAUGAGGAUGUUAUAUCUAAUACACCGCCUGCUUUCUCUAAGGGACCGAUGGCGCACACAUCUCACAACACUACAGGCGCUGCCACGUACUCGAGCUACAACGGAACACCCGGCUUGAGCUCUGGCACGGGUGAUGAGGUUGGAAUGGAGGCGUCCAAGGGCGUUUCCAUGAAUGCCGUAAGCUACUACAAUCAGCAACCCAUGCACAAUUCUGCAGCACCCUCGCCUCAUGUUGCAGGACGGGCCAUCCCGUCACAACCGGUGGGGAUGAACGCAAGCUCCAGUAUGGCCCGACCUUAUGGCGGAAGUCAGAACUUUGGCGUUUCUGGUGUCGGUGUCACUAGUGGAUUCGGCACCUCAGGUUUUGGACAGGCUGGCGUUGGGGUUAAUAAUCAGGCACCACCGACACCGAUGCAGCACCUCUCGACGGGUGGCGUGGCACCUUCGCCGCACUCGCGGAGAGAAUCGUACGAGUUCUAG